AUGGCAGCCAAAAAAAGCGAAACUAAAAAAGAUGACCAGGAUAAGGGACAAUCAAAUACAAAUGCAGAUAAAAUUCAAACACCGAUGGAAAUAACUUCACCACUAACGGAGCCAGAAGGACGAGGUGCAUUCAGAAAGCUAUUUAUGAAAUUAGGAGAAAAAGUUGGUACCAUCAAAGUUUCUGAACUUGAUCCCGAUUAUUUGAAUCAAGUGAAAGAUGCGGACUCUUAUAAGGCAAUGUUAUGCAAACUAGCGGAAAGCAUCAUGCAUGUGAUGCAACAGGAUCCAAAAUUAGUUCCUGAAGCAGAAUCAAAAAUGGAAUUUGAAUGCCCAUCAAAUCAAGAUCCAAUGGAACUGCUAAGCAUAUCAUUGGAAGCAAUGAGGGAAAAUUUUUCAGCUCACAUUUCAGCACUUGAGGCUUGCAUUCAUGCAUGCACAAAAUUAGCUAUGCUUCGUCGAUCAUAUCAUAAACGAGGACGUCGAGCUAUUCAUUACAUUCGAACUUUUAUUAAUGUCGAUUAUGUGUUACUGAAUAAUCAACGUCAAGAACUAAUGAAACGUCGUGAAGAAAUGGAUUUUGCAAAACAUGAAUAUGCAAAUAACCCAACGGAGCAAAAAAAAGAAAGUUGCAAUAAAGCAAUUGCAAAAUUUAACGAACAAUCCGAAGAGGUUUUUAAAGCAUUAGGCACAAUUCAAUCUAAAAAAGAAAAGCAUCGUUUGGAACUUAUCAAAAUACUGGAAGAAAUGAGAAGAUAUCAUAAUAAUGCAGCCGAAGAAUGUCUCCUUGUAUGUAAAUCAAAAUGGUAA
Loa loa (African eye worm) is the source of this 807-nucleotide messenger RNA. RefSeq lists its product as hypothetical. NCBI's taxonomy places the organism in Eukaryota, Metazoa, Nematoda, Chromadorea, Rhabditida, Onchocercidae. The coding region runs from base 1 to 807 and encodes 268 amino acids. The record is from RefSeq and is a predicted model, not a curated record. Gene Ontology annotation, molecular function: protein binding. The transcript is spliced from 6 exons. Gene Ontology annotation, cellular component: cytoplasm.